Molecule: messenger RNA, 1752 nt
Organism: Xenopus laevis (African clawed frog)
Lineage: Eukaryota; Metazoa; Chordata; Amphibia; Anura; Pipidae
Gene: slbp.S
Product: stem-loop binding protein S homeolog
Biological process (GO): mRNA 3'-end processing by stem-loop binding and cleavage; mRNA transport
Cellular component (GO): cytoplasm; histone pre-mRNA 3'end processing complex; nucleus
Molecular function (GO): mRNA binding; histone pre-mRNA stem-loop binding; RNA binding
Source: RefSeq, marked provisional
UAAGAGAACAUCUUGUAAGGAAGAGAGCUCACCGGCUCAGGGAUCGCGAUCAUGUCUCACCACUGGCGCAAUGUCACCGAGGAACACAGGCCUCCUGCACCAUCUCGAUGGUCACAAGGAAGAAAGAGAUGCUCAGACGGGAAACUGAGACGUUACGAUGAUACAGAUUCCACGGUAUUUGACAGUAAGCCUUCCGAGGAACCUGACAAGAGGCCUGACAGCUUUACAACCCCUGAAAGUCACAAACCAGUGCCAAGAUGCAAAGACUGGGGCAGUGCAGUGGAAGAAGAGGAGCAGCUGAGGGAAAAAGUUGACCAAGACAUAGAGCGAUACAGGAGGAAACUUCUGAUUCAUGAGUUUGGUGGAAGAGAGAGAAGAUCAUCGUCUGGAAGUUCUGAUUCAAAGGAUUCAUCUACACAUGGAGAGAUGGAAACUGACCCAGCUGUUAUAGCAAGAAGACAAAAGCAGAUAAAUUAUGGAAAAAACACUAUUGCAUAUGACAGAUACAUUAAGGCAGUGCCAAGACAUCUUCGAGAGCCUAAUGUGCAUCCUAGAACUCCCAGUAAGUUCAAAAAAUACAGUCGCAGAUCUUGGGACCAGCAAAUUAGGCUGUGGAGAAUUGCUCUACAUCAGUGGGACCCUCCUGCAGAAGAAGGCAGUGACUUGCAGCCUUUUAUGGAAGAAGAUAUGAUCUGCACAGAAACAAGCUCUCAAGAUAACCUAUUCACAGGAACGCCUACUAAGGUCCGGAAAGUUGAAGCAGAGGAUGCCUUUGAUCUGGAACCCUGCGUUAUUGAGGAGGAAUUACUUAGUUAACACACACACACUGCAUUACCAGAAGGAAGGGCUUGGGAUUUGUAUUUUACACAUACAGUAGAAGCAAAUUUCACUCCCAGGUCCACUUUUGUGCAGCUACAUGGAGUAAGAUUUCACGAAGUAACCGGACUGCCUUAACUAACGCAUAGUUUUUUGGUGCUGGUAAAAGGCUGCUACGUGGUGUUCUUCAAAGCACUUGAUAUUAUAGGAGCAGCUGAACUGUAUCUGCAGUAUGGUAAUUGCUUCACAGGUUUAAUAAAAUGUAAAUAAAAGGGUGGUUCACCUUCAUGUUAGCAUUUAGUAUAUUACAGAAUAGCCAAUUCUAAGCAACUUUUCAGUUGGUCUUUAUUAUUUUUUACAGUUUUGUAAUUAUUUGCUUUCUACUGACUCCAACUUUUAAAUGGGGGUCGUUGACCCCCAUCUAAAAAACAAAAUGUUCUGUAAGGCUACAAAUUUAUUGUUGCUGCUACUUUUUAUUACUCUUCUAUUCAUGUAUCUCCUAUUCAUAUUGCAAAAAAGAAUUUUAACUUUAUAUUAAUGCUUAUAAAAAAGAAAUUUAUUAUAUUCUAUUAAAAUACAUAGCCUUUACCCUCAUGGUGCCUAACGCGUUUCAUGCUUACCCAGCAAUUCAUAAUCAUAGGCAAUCUGGGUAAAGCUGAAAUGCGUUUUAUCAGCCUGAAUAUAGUUAAAAUUCUUUUUUAUGCAAUGUGUUACCUCAGUUUGGUCAUGAGAGCUGCUGUAUUCUAUAGACCUUUUACUCCAUAUAUUACUUCAUAAUACGGAUUCUGUAAUCCAUUUCUUUGAGUAUUUAAAAAAACUCUCCUAUUCAUAAAACAGUCACUUAUUCAAAUCAAUGCAUGGUUGCUAGGGUAAUUUGAACCCUAGCAACCAGGUCGCUGAAAUUGCAAAGCUGCCUAAUAAAAAGCAAAAUAACUA